GCGGAGGAGCGGCCCCAGCCAGAAGACAGGGCACCCGCGGCCUUGCUGCGCAUGCUCGCGCUGUGACCCCGGCUUGAGGUAACAGCGCGAGCUGAGGCUGGGGCCCUUGGCGCGGAGGCUGAGGGACCCGCCGCGGCGCUGUCGCCGGAGAGGGAGGGCACCGCUGUCGCCAGAAGCCAAGGAGUCCUCAGUGACGGUGGGAUCCACAACAUCUCCACAUCGCUGUCCCCACCCAGCCAGGGCAGCGCCAGCACUAGCUCAGACGCAAGGACGGAACCGCUGGACUCCAGGUUCCUUGCCUGGGAGUAGGAGAAAUCCACCUGCUGGGGGCUGAGUGUGGCCUGAGGGACAGGCCCUGGGUCCCGGGAUGCCCCUGCCCGAGCCCAGCGAGCAGGAGGGUGAGAGUGUGAAGGCCAGCCAGGAGCCAUCCCCCAAGCCAGGCACAGAAGUCAUCCCGGCAGCCCCCAGGAAGCCCAGAAAGUUCUCCAAACUGGUCCUGCUCACAGCCUCCAAAGACAGCACCAAGGUGGCGGGGGCCAAGCGCAAGGGUGUGCACUGUGUCAUGUCCCUGGGGGUGCCCGGCCCCGCCACCCUUGCCAAGGCCCUCCUCCAGACCCACCCCGAGGCCCAGCGGGCCAUUGAGGCAGCCCCUCAGGAGCCUGAGCAGAAACGGAGCAGGCAGGACCCAGGCACAGACAGAACAGAAGACAGUGGAUUAGCAGCGGGGCCUCCUGAGGCUGCUGGGGAGAACUUUGCCCCCUGCUCUGUGGCGCCCGGCAAGUCCCUGUAACCUUGACAACAGGCGCAUCCUCCCAGGCCACCAACCCAGCCAUAGGCUCUUCUCUGUCCGCAGGGCUUCUGGGGCCAAAUGGGUGAAUCUUUGCUUUUAACAUUGUGUGAUUUCUUUUCUUUUUUUUUUUUUUUUUAGAUCAAGUAUAAGUUACUUUUGUAAGCAGAAAAAUACUUUCAAACAAGAAUAAAAGAAGCUGUUCGCUAGACCCCAUAAUGGGCAGGUUUUAAACA
Homo sapiens (human) is the source of this 1023-nucleotide messenger RNA. It is a transcript of the gene FLYWCH2, whose product is annotated as FLYWCH family member 2. The transcript is spliced from 4 exons. The record is from RefSeq and is marked validated. Lineage: Eukaryota; Metazoa; Chordata; Mammalia; Primates; Hominidae. The coding region runs from base 368 to 790 and encodes 140 amino acids.